Molecule: messenger RNA, 826 nt
Organism: Pistacia vera
Lineage: Eukaryota; Viridiplantae; Streptophyta; Magnoliopsida; Sapindales; Anacardiaceae
Product: protein yippee-like At4g27745
Exons: 4
Coding region: 292-612 (106 amino acids)
Source: RefSeq, a predicted model, not a curated record
CCUUUAACAGCUGCAAAGCAAUUUGUCAUGUUCUUCUCAUAAGAAACCCACCAAAUUCGGACACAACUGAACACUUUUAACAGUUGAGAAAACAAACCCUAGCAAGCACACAUUCUCUAACUCUCUUACACGCCAUCAUCUACACACAACAUGGGACACUGGUCAGAUUUUGAUCUUUGACAUUUACACUUAUUACUCUUUUGUGUCUGUAGCCACAGAUUUGGAUUAACAGAUAAUAAUCAAAUUUCAAUUUGGGAGCAGCUGGUUAGUCUGUGUUUAGAGUAAUCUCCAAUGGGGGAGAUUAUUGGGCCAAGAUUGUACAGCUGCUGUAAUUGCAGAAACCAUGUUGCCCUUCAUGAUGAUGUUAUUUCCAAGUCUUUUCAGGGAAGAAAUGGUCGAGCCUUUCUGUUCUCCCAUGCUAUGAAUAUUGUGGUUGGCCCUAAGGAGGACCGGCAACUGAUGACCGGUCUCCACACGGUUGCUGAUGUCUACUGCAGUGACUGCCGAGAGGUAUUGGGUUGGAAAUAUGAACGAGCUUAUGAGGAAACACAAAAGUACAAGGAAGGGAAAUUCAUUCUUGAGAAAUCAAAAAUAGCCAAGGAAAAUUGGUAGUAUCUAUCUAUGACUAUGGCAAUGACAAAUUUCUAGCUUAUUUUUCCUGAUGUUGAGUGUGAGGAUGCUUUCAAGUGUUUUAUCUUACUUAGCUAGAAGAUUUUCGGCAACUGAAUAUAUUCACUUAUUGUUCCUUUCUGUGUACUGUGGUCUUGUGUGGAUAUUGUAAUGAAAAUCAUUGAUUUUGUUAAUAAGAUUUGUGAAUAAUUUCUAU